UAUCCAAGACCUUUUGUGGUUUAUUUUUACAUUUUGCGGCUUAACAUUUUGUAAAAUCUCUUGGGCAGCGGCAAAUAUGCUUUAUUUUUAUUUGCAUUGCUAAAUGAAAAGCUCGAUGGAAUUGAAUAAGAAUGACAUACCUCGACAUUAACUUUUGAAUUGCAGAUAUUUUUUUCCUUGCACCAAUGAAAUUUAAUCGAAAUGUACAUAGCGUAUAUUGGAUACAAAGUUGAUUUUAAGUGAUAUUUCCGUUCACUGCGCCCACAACAUUAUGGAUAAGCUACAUUAUUAAAUGUAACUAUACACACCAAAGAUGUCUGGAGAUUGCGAUAGGGCGUCUCGGCCUAAUUCUUUACUAUUGGAAAUACCAGCACCUGAGAAGGAGCCCUUGCGCUUCGAUGUUAACCUCGUAGGAGCACCACCAGAAGUUGAACAACUAGUAAAUAAUAUUAAACAAGUGGCAGAGGAUUUCCUAUAUCAUUGGAAGACCUUUCCCAUUGUACUCCCACAGUCUAAAUUUACUGGUGCAGGCAAUCACCCAGCAGAUAUCAUUAUAACACCACCAUGUGAUGAACUUGAUGCCGCAGCACUUGAUGCAGGUCUUGAACCCCACCCCCUCUCACCCAAACAACUGCAUUCAAUCAAAGAAAAAGGCUUGCUCAAGGACAAAUUUAAUCCGAAGAGGCUUAAUGCUAAGCAAUUGGAAUCAAUUCGGCAAUGGGGUGAGUUUGAGGUGCCGUCGCGCCACUUCCCCGGUCAGACUCACGUGUGGCGUGUGGCGAGCUGGCUGCAGCGAGGUGGCCAGCGAGCCCGCCAGGAGUUGUACGAGCACGUGGCUCGCGCCGCAGCCCUGCUCCUGGUGGUGGCGCGAGACCGCCUGCUGUGUGAUCGUCCGCUCUCUCUCAUCGCCGGGGCCAAGGCACUCUCCGCUGGACUCCAUAGACUAUUAGACCUCUUGUUCGGGAUGCCGUAUCUUGAAGCCCGCGACUUGGAAAAGAAAAUACGAGAAGAGCGCUCUCGUUACCUUGUCGCUGAACUAAUUUGCAUGCCGGAAGACAGGGAGGACAUAGCGACUCUAGCUGCGUGGGUCACGCGGGCUAUGCGCCGCGCGGCCGCCGAGAAGAUCGACGCGCGGGAGUCGAGUCGCACGGUGCCGCGUGUACCGUGCGUGUACACCACGCCGCAGCGGACGCAGGUGGACCUGCGACUGUACAGACGCGACAUCCUGCGUCGCGCGGCCGCCUCGCUGCAGGCCAUAGUGGAGCGGGAGUCACGCGGCUGGUUCCUGCACUUCCGGGAGAAGCACGCCGCACACCUCGCCAGCCAGAAGGUGCCCAUGAAGGAUAUCGAGGAGGAGGUGUCGGCGGCCGCCAUGCGCGAGUACGUGUCGCGCGUGUGUCGCGGCGUGACGUCGUGCGGAGCGCUGCAGGAGCUGGGCCCGCACGUGCCCGCGCUGCUCGCCGACCAGCUCCGGGCCGCCGCCAUCCUGCACAGAUUCAAACCUGAUACAAAUAUUAAAUAUAAUGUACCAAAGUAA
Messenger RNA from Leptidea sinapis, 1537 nucleotides. RefSeq lists its product as uncharacterized. The coding region runs from base 314 to 1537 and encodes 407 amino acids. The record is from RefSeq and is a predicted model, not a curated record. NCBI's taxonomy places the organism in Eukaryota, Metazoa, Arthropoda, Insecta, Lepidoptera, Pieridae. The transcript has 9 exons.